Molecule: messenger RNA, 4345 nt
Organism: Chrysemys picta bellii (western painted turtle)
Lineage: Eukaryota; Metazoa; Chordata; Testudines; Emydidae
Source: RefSeq, a predicted model, not a curated record
UGUAGGGCUGGACCCAUGGGCUUUGAUGGUAGCAUCAGCCUGCCUGCUGGCACUGAGGCUCUGUCUGCAUCUCUCUCCACACAGGAUGCAGCGCUCAUAGCCGUGCUGCCCAACCUUAAGCUCUUUGUGGAAGAUCAGCUCCAGACCAGCAUGGUGCUGGGUGUCAUGAUUGGCGUUGGUGUUUCCAUGUUGCUCGUCGCCACCUUGAUCCUGGUGCUGGUCCGCAAGCGGCACCUCAAGAGUAAGCCUCCCCAGAGCCUGGCGCCAAGCGAGUUCUGGUGGCAGGGAUGGCGAGGGUGGGUGAUGGGGCCCCCUAAGGAGGGUGUUGCUGUGUUGCAGGACGGGAAGGAGACCCUGGUGAAGGAGGUGUUCCCCGGGGACAGCGUGCACAGCCUGCUCAGCAUUCUUGACGUCAUCACGGGGCACCAGCGGCCGUACCGGACUGUGUCUGCGCGGGCAGGUGAGGACUCCACAGUGCUGCGGCUGCCAGUCGAGGCCUUCUCUGCCGUCUUCGAGAAGUAUCCCGAGAGCCUGGUGUGGGUGGUGCAGAUCAUCAUGGUGCGUCUGCAGCGGGUCACCUUCCUGGCCCUCCACAACUACCUGGGGCUGACCAAUGAACUCUUCAGUCAUGAGAUGCAGCCUCUGCGGCUCUUCCCCCAGCCCAGCCAUGCCUCACGCACCAGCCCUGUCAGACACAGCAAGCGCGUCAUCAGCGUCUCCUCCAUCGACGACCACAAGGAGAGCUCUGGGAGGCAGCCAGAUGCCAGCACCAAGGACCUGGCUGAUCAGCUCAAGCUGGGGUCCCUGGAGCCCUCUGCAGUGCCACUGCUGAGCUGCUGCAUCUCCAUGCCAGUUGAUAUCUCAGGCCUCCAGAAGGGCCCCCGCUCAGACUUCGACAUGGCCUACGAGCGCGGCAGGAUCUCGGUGUCACUGCAGGAGGAGAGCACCGGCACCAUGGCCUCCUUCUCCCGGUCUGUCUCCCAGGAGCCCAAGGAGCGCAGGUCAGUGAUGGUGGAGGAGCAGCCACCCGGUACUUAUCACUUCAACUACUGCGAGGACGACUCAGCAGGCGGGGCCUGCCCCUUUGGGCCUUACCAGGGCCGCCAGACCAGCGCCAUCUUCGAGGCUGCCAAGCGGGAGCUGGUGAAGCUCAUGAAGAUCGAGGACCCCUCACUUCUCAACAACCGGGUGCUGCUGCACCACGCCAAGGCUGGGACAGUCAUCGCCCGCCAGGGGGACCAGGACGUCAGCCUUCACUUCGUGCUGUGGGGCUGCCUGCAUGUCUACCAGCGCAUGAUUGACAAGGCGGAGGAUGUGUGCCUCUUCCUGACGCAGCCCGGCGAGAUGGUGGGCCAGCUGGCUGUGUUGACUGGGGAGCCCCUCAUCUUCACCAUCAAGGCCAACCGUGACUGCACCUUCCUCAAGAUCUCCAAGUCGGACUUCUACGAGAUCAUGCGGGAACAGCCCAGUGUGGUGCUGAGUGUUGCCCAUACUGUGGCCGCCCGCAUGUCCCCAUUCGUGCGCCAGAUGGACUUUGCCAUCGACUGGAUGGCGGUGGAGGCUGGACGGGCCUUGUACAGGCAGGGCGACAAGUCCGACUGCACCUACAUCGUGCUGAAUGGGCGCCUGCGCUCUGUCAUCCAGAAAGGCAGUGGCAAGAAGGAGCUGGUCGGGGAGUACGGUCGUGGUGACCUCAUUGGAGUGGUGGAAGCCCUGACCAGGCAGCCCCGAGCCACCACCGUCCAUGCCGUGAGAGACACAGAGCUGGCCAAGCUGCCCGAGGGCACUCUGAACAACAUUAAGCGCAGAUACCCCCAGGUUGUGACCCGCCUGAUCCACUUGCUGAGCCAGAAGAUCCUUGGGAACCUACAGCAGCUGUGCGGGCCCUUCACAGGCUCCAGUCUUGGUGUGGCCUCUAGCUCAGAGCUAACCAACCCAGCCAGUAACCUGUCCACGGUGGCGGUGCUGCCAGUGUGUGACGAUGUGCCCAUGGCAGCCUUCACGCUGGAGCUGGAGCAUGCCCUCAACGCCAUAGGUCCCACCCUGCUUCUGACCAGUGACAUCAUCCGAGCACGACUUGGUGCCUCAGCACUGGACAGCAUCCAAGAGUACCGGCUGUCGGGCUGGCUGGCGCAGCAGGAGGACAUCCACCGCAUUGUGCUGUAUCAGACCGACUGCACGCUGACACCCUGGACUGUGCGCUGCAUCCGUCAAGCUGACUGCAUCCUCAUUGUUGGGCUGGGGGACCAGGAGCCAGCCCUAGGCAAGCUGGAGCAGAUGCUGGAGAACACAGCCGUGCGUGCCCUGAAGCAGCUGAUUCUGCUGCACCGGGAGGAUGGCCCCAGCCCCUCCCGUACUGUUGAGUGGCUCAACAUGCGCAGCUGGUGCUCAGGACACCUUCACAUCAAGUGCCCACGCCGUGUCUUCUCCCGCCGGAGCCCCAACAAGCUGAGGGAGAUGUAUGCGAAGGUCUUCGAGAAGGACGCUGACCGGCACAGCGACUUCUCCCGCCUGGCACGGGUCCUGACCGGCAACAGCAUUGCCCUGGUGCUGGGAGGAGGAGGGGCCAGGGGCUGCUCCCACAUUGGGGUGAUCAAGGCCAUGGAGGAAGCCGGGAUCCCCAUUGACCUGAUCGGGGGCACAUCCAUUGGCUCCUUCAUCGGGGCUCUCUAUGCUGAAGAGCGCAGUGCUGUGCGCACCAAGCAGCGUGCCCGUGAAUGGGCCAAGCCAGCAGGCAGUGUGUGGCGCUACGUCAGAGCCAGUGCAUCUUAUCCCCCAUACCUGCCUCCUCUCUGCGACCCCAAGGACAGCCACCUGCUUGUGGACGGCUGCUAUGUUAACAAUGUCCCAGGCUCGCUGUGGCGGUAUGUGCGAGCGAGCAUGACCCUUUCCGGGUACCUGCCGCCACUCUGUGACCCCAAGGAUGGCAACUUACUGAUGGACGGUGGCUACAUCAACAACCUGCCAGCGGACAUUGCCCGGAACAUGGGCGCCAAGACGGUGGUCGCCAUCGACGUGGGCAGCCAGGACGAGACUGACCUCUGCAACUAUGGCGACAGCCUCUCAGGCUGGUGGCUGCUGUGGAAACGCCUCAAUCCCUGGGCCCAGAAGGUUAAGGUGCCCGACAUGGCGGAGAUCCAGUCACGUCUGGCCUAUGUGCGGUCGUGUGUGCGCCAGCUGGAGGUGGUAAAGUCGAGCUCCUACUGUGAAUACAUUCACCCGCCCAUCGAUCGCUUCAAAACCAUGGACUCUGGCAAGUUCGACGAGAUCUACGACGUGGGCUACCAGCACGGCAAGGUGGUGUUCAGCGGCUGGAGCCGCGGCGACAUCAUUGAGAAGAUGGUGAAGGACCGGCGCUCGGCCGACUUCUACGAGAGCAAGCACAUGGAUGUGCUGACUUGCCCCAGCGCGGGGUUCACUGAUCUGGCCGAGAUUGUGUCUCGCAUCGAGCCGGCCAAGAGCUACCUGUCCGAUGGCUACGCUGAUGGUGAGGAAUCUGACUACCUGACGGAGUACGAGGAGGAAGGGCUGGACCCCGCGCGGGGAGAGGAGGAGCUGUUAGCACCGGCUGAGUGGACCCACACUGAGGAUGAGGAGAAGAGUCUGCGGCACCGCAACUCCCUGCCCCAGGAGUGAGCCCAGCCGCCUGCUCCCGGACUGAGACAGAUGGAGCCUGCAGGCCCAGGGCUGGCACUAGGAGACUGCAGCCUGCAUGUAGCUGGGGCACUGGAGCCCAUCCUGCGCUGGAGCCCCCAGCCUCCAUCUGCUGCUGGAGUCCUGAGGCCAGCCUGGUUCCACUCAGUGAAUGGCCAGGGUUCUGCCGGGGUCAGCAGCCCUUCUACAUCUCCCAGUGUGCAGUGAAGCCUGGCCCGGGCUCACCUGAGGGUGCAGUGGCGGCCACUGGGCCCAGCACCCUCCAUCAGCCAGUACUUGACCCAGGCCAGCGCUGCUGCAGGUCCAGGGCGGCCCACAGCUACCUACUGUAUCAGCUACACGCGGUUGCUGCUCACUCCAAGGCCCUGCAUUGCUCCAGGGACAGCAGGGCCCAGUCCAGCAGCCUCCGCUGGUAGGGGGUGGGGAUGAGGGCAGGAUGCUGUGGCAGGACUACCCCGGCCCCCUCCCCGCCACACACACGAGGCCCAUGGCCCUUCCUUGCUGCUCCCUUCACUUGCCCUCUGCCUGCCUCAUGGAGGGCCACGGGGUGAAGCUGGCAGCCAGGGCCCUACACCCUUCCUCCAUGGCCCUAUGCCUGCACGCUCCUUGCUGGGUGCCAGGGCUCAGCUCCCGGCCAGGUGCUGCUGCAUGACCCACUCAGGUGAGGGGGGGGUUCCCAAGAGGAGGUGCC